This is a messenger RNA of Cydia fagiglandana, 2040 nucleotides long. RefSeq names its product BTB/POZ domain-containing protein 9 (gene BTBD9). Lineage: Eukaryota; Metazoa; Arthropoda; Insecta; Lepidoptera; Tortricidae. Gene Ontology annotation, cellular component: cytoplasm. The transcript is spliced from 15 exons. Gene Ontology annotation, molecular function: protein binding. Bases 211 to 2040 code for a protein of 609 amino acids. Gene Ontology annotation, biological process: adult locomotory behavior; modulation of chemical synaptic transmission; circadian behavior. The record is from RefSeq and is a predicted model, not a curated record.
UGUCAACUGCGCUGUUUGCGUUUUUCUGCAAUAUUUUUUUGUAAUGAGGAAAAUAGUUUUCGUUACAGUUAAAUGAAAUACAUAUAUGUAUUCCGUGCAUGUUAAAACGUAAAUGCAAUAAACCUAGUGUUAAAAGAAGUAAAACUUUCUAAUAGCCCCAAGGAAUACCGUGACAUCAUUUCUCUAACAGUUGGCGGUUAGAGAGAGAAGAUGAGUAGCCAGCACCAGUACAUGACUGUGAACAACACACCCAGCACGCGGGUUGGGGACAUUGAACAUAUCAGUCACCUCUCGGAACACAUUGGCUCACUAUGCCUCUCCUCCGAGUACUCGGACGUGACCCUGAUCGUGGAAGGUCAGAGGAUCCCCGCUCACAAGGUCAUCCUGGCUGCCAGCAGCGACUACUUCCGAGCCCUGCUGUACGGCGGCAUGAGGGAGGCCAACCAGGCCGAGGUUGAGCUACAAGCACCCCUUCAGGCCUUUAAGGCACUACUUCGCUAUGUCUACUCAGGCCACAUGGGACUCUCAAACCUCCGUGAAGACACAGUGCUCGACAUGUUAGGACUGGCCCACCAGUUCGACUUCCAAGAGUUAGAGGCCGCCAUAUCCGACUACUUGCGACAAGUGUUAGCGCUGCGCAACGUAUGCUCCGUACUGGAUGCCGCCAGAUUGUACGGCCUUGACGCGUUAAUGGACUACUGUUACAACUUCCUAGACAGAAAUGCCACAGAGGUCCUUCAACAUGACUCCUUCUUACAGUUAUCUGUUGAGGCACUACAAGGUCUUCUAGAGCGAGACUCAUUCUUCGCACCAGAGGUGGACAUCUUCAAGGCGGUCUGCAAGUGGUUCGAGGCCAACCAGCAGUGGGUCAAGUCUGAGAGCGGACAGGCGCAAGUGGAGAAGAUCCUAAAAUGCGUGCGUCUUACGCUGAUGAGUCUUGAAGAACUACUGCGAGUUGUUCGACCAUUUGCGCCCGUUACCCCCGACAUGUUACUUGACGCCAUCCACGAUAAGACUCGAACCCGCAGCACAGACCUACGUCACCGUGGAUUAUUACUUCCCGAAGAAAACGUGGCAACACUAAAACGAGGGGCUCGCGUCAUCGCCGGCGAUAUGCGCUCAGCGCUCCUAGAUGGCGACUGCGAAAACUACGAUAUGGAGCGCGGAUACACCCGCCAUACUAUCAGCGAUGACCCCAACAACCCGGGGAUACUAGUUCGACUCCCGGCCCCGACCAUCUUGAACCAUUUGAGGCUGUUACUGUGGGACAGAGACAACAGAUCAUACGCAUACUUCAUAGAAGUAUCAGUGGACCAGAAAGACUGGGUGCGAGUGAUCGACCACAGCAAGUACUACUGUCGCUCGUGGCAGAACCUGUACUUCCCGGCCCGAGUGGUCCAGUACAUCAAGAUAGUGGGCACCAGCAAUACUGUCAACAAGGUUUUCCACGCAGUGGCCCUAGAAGCAAUGCACACAGCGCGCGUGCCUCCAUUAAGCAAUGGCCUCGUGCGGCCUCUACACAACGUGGCUACUGUCGAGCUGUCCGCCGUCGUCAUUGAGGGCAUCAGUCGCUCCCGCAACGCGCUCCUAAACGGCGACACGGAGCACUACGACUGGGAGCAGGGCUACACGUGCCACCAGCUCGGCUCCGGCGCCAUCGUGGUGCAGCUGGCGCAGCCGUACCUGCUCUCCUCCAUCCGGCUGCUGCUGUGGGACUGCGACUACCGCCACUACUCGUACUACGUGGAGACCAGCGUCAACUACUGGGACUGGGAGACCGUCUGUGACCGCACCAGAGACGCCGCUAGAUCGUGGCAGGUGAUCUACUUCUCUCCGCGGCCGGUAUCCAUUAUUCGCGUCGUCGGAACCAACAAUUCAGUUAACGAGGUAUUUCACAUGGUGCACUUGGAGUGCCCGGCGCAGGUGGAGGAGGCGUCCGGCGACCCGGCCGCCAAGAAGCCCCGUGCCGACAGUCAGACGCCCACGCCUGUUGGCAACAACAGUAACGCCGUCGCCGACGGCCGGUGCGGCGUGGCGUAA